AAGCCAAUGUACCGAGCAACUUGGAACUCUGCUAACUUCUAAACAGAGUACUUCCCAGUUAGAAUUAGUAUCACUGGAAUACUUGAACAUUUUAGACUUUCUCACGGUAUUAACUCUACAAGUUAUAAUAAACAGAGACAACCUCAAAAGUUUCAGACUUUUACUCUUCUAAUUCUGAGUCUGGGGUUAUCAUCCUGAUAUAAAUUGCCCGAAGCUAAUAUACUAGUGAUCCUGAUGAAAUUGGAAGCAUGGACAACAGACCGGGUCUCAUGUUCAGGGUCAGAUGCUCAUUAAUUACCAUGUUUUGGUCAUUAAUUAGAGCAUUAGGACUGGGAAUAUAUACAUGCAUGGUUUUGCAUUCCUAUAUAUAAAAAUAAAAUAAUAAACUCAGGAUUCAGCUUCGGGACUCAGGAGUACCUUACAUUAUGGGCUAAUCCUAUUUGGGGAUAAUCGACAAACACAAAGCAAGAGAUGUGGUUUAUAUCUUACUCGCAGCUGCAUAGACAUGGGAUGAGGAUGAAUCAAUGGGCUGACCACACCACACAUGUCUACCACAUGUAAUGUACUCCAAAUAUUUCAAAACACUAGUAAUACAUUCACUGCCCUCUAUGUUCCAAAUUCUAGUUAGUCCCCAAACAUGGCCCAUUCUAUGCCCAUAACCAACAGCCAUGUGGGACCCAUGACCCACAUGGAUAUGUUCCCCUUCCAAUCCUUCAACCUUUCCUAACCUUUGCCCUUCUCGACCAACCCAGCCAACGGUCCUGAUUUCCCUCUGAAAACUCAUCUGAACCGUUCCCACUUUUUUUAGAAAACAAAAAAAUAAAGAAACAGAACCACUUAAAGAAAAAGGUGAAUAUAUAAAUAGAUUUCUUGUGAGUUUUGUCCAUAUGGGCGGCUGUGCUUGUCCCAGUCUUGUCCCCUGACUGCAUGGACAAGGUGCCUCAAAUGUGCCGCUAUUGCUACCGACAGCUUUAGCUUGCCUUUGUCCAUAAUUCAUGCGUUCGUUUGAGUUAGGAGGCACUCACAAGCCAAAUUCUCCUCUUCCAGCUCCUACCUUUCUCCUUCUUAUUAUUCCACGACUCACCAUAGAUACUACCAAGUCUAUAAAAUACACUCCUCCCCAUUCACGCCUCACCAGAAGAAAACAAACACAUCUUUCCUCCAUCCCUCCUCUGCAAACCAAAACAGAACCCAAAAGAAAAAAAAGGACCUAAACCAUAGUUAUACUCUAUCGGAAGAAUUCUGAUUCUUACACAGCGACUUGCUAAGUCAGUUGAGAAGAAAUGGAAGGUGGUGUAGCAUAUCAGAACGGCUUGAACCUCAAGGCAACCGAGCUUACGCUUGGAUUGCCAGGGUCAGGAGAAACCGAAGGGCACGGUGGUGUUAGAAACAAUAACAAGCGACCUAUGCCUACUCCUGAGAUGAAUGAAGAAGAGAGCCAAGCCCAUAAGGCUGCAGACAGAGGAAGUACUGCCCCUGCUGCCAAGGCACAGAUUGUUGGGUGGCCGCCAAUCAGAUCUUACAGAAAGAACAGCUUGCAGGCAAAGAACAGUGAAGGUGAAGCUAGUGGGAUGUACGUGAAAGUAAGCAUGGAUGGUGCACCGUAUCUAAGGAAGAUUGAUCUUAAGGUGUACAGAGACUACCCUGAACUCCUUAAAGCAUUGGAAGCCAUGUUCAAGUUUGCUGCCGGUGUCUACUCUGAAAGAGAAGGCUACAAAGGAUCUGAGUACGUACCAACUUAUGAAGAUAAAGAUGGGGACUGGAUGCUUGUUGGAGAUGUGCCAUGGGACAUGUUCAUGUCAUCCUGUAAAAGGCUGCGAAUCAUGAAAGGAUCGGAAGCAAGAGGGUUGGGUUGUGGUGUUUGAAAAAUUCCCAGUCCAGCAGUAACCACAGCAUAGCAAACCCACAGGAAGAGAAAGGGCAAGAUAUGCAUUUCUUACCCAAGGAAGUCUUAUAGAGAGCUCUUUCAGCCUGGCCUGGUUUAGCCAUGACAGGGAAGUCGUCAAAAUUCUAACCCCCAUCCCCGCCGGGAGCUGCUAGAUCUCUGCAGUUGCACAAAGUAUCAGAAAAACUUGAGGCAUCAGUGUGAAAUUGGAAGUUGCGGUUUCUUCUUUAAGGGUAUGUAAGAAAGGGGGAAAACAAGCUAAGAUUUACAGAUGGUGGUGGUUUUGGGCACCCCUGUACGUGGGUGCUAUUUUGUGAUGUGUGUUCAUGAAAGUUCUGAAAUUUCACAUGUGAAGCUGUUUUUUGCUUCAGUUACUUUAGAUGCAGAUCGUGUAAAUCAGUAUGUGAAUAGGAAAGAAAGAAACACAAGAACGCCAACAAGUUUCUUGGUUAUGAGAUACACACGGCCUUACAAAUUCAAUACACCACUGUUUGUUAUGAUUUUCCAGGCAGAUCUUUAACUUUUUAUAUAUUGUCCACUUCCACCUUGUAAAUCCAUGCGAGUUUCUUGCUUCUGACUUUUGAGGAAUUGGUGCACAUAAGGAAACUAAACUAUACCAGACAGCUAGCACAUAAACGCCAACCGAAGUUUUUCAGGGUUUAACUGCCACUACAUAAUUACAAUCAUUCAACAAACAUACCAGACAGCUAGCAACAACUAAUUAACAUCAAGAGGAAAGAAAGAAAGGAAAGUCGCACCACAAGUUACUUGGUUUUAGAUGGUUCAUAAGUUCCUUCUUUGAAGCAAGAAAGGAGAUAGAUGGGAGACUUCACGCAACUGUAGAAGCAUGAUGAUUCUACACUUCAAAUUAUGGGAAAUAAAUUCAAAACCUUAACAUAACACAUCUGUUUGUUCAUUGAUCGACAGUUCAACUGGGUAACCAUUUCAGAAGCAGGUAAUGAACUUACACAGAAAUGAAGGUACUCUAUUGUCUUCUAUGUUAAUCUCUCUCUUUCUAUUCCCUCCAGCGUUUAAGAUCAUAGAAUUAUUCAAGAUCCCAUUUUCAGAAAGAAUUACAGUAUCACUUCUGGUCUGCUGUCAUGACAUAAAUAUUCAAACAAUUCUAAGUCAUCCAGCAAGUUACUACAUGGUUUUCAGAGUUUUCCCACAGGGCUCUGUCAGUCAGGGGAGGCUUGAAUUUCAGAACGGGAUGUGAUGUGAAAUGUCAGUGAGUGAGUAGGAGAGCAAGAAAGUACUUGCUGGUUAUUUCAUCAGAAAGGUAAAUGGGAAAGUAGCAGUAACUGUUUUACUUUUUUAACUUUCUUCAAAUCUCAGGUGGUAAAAAGUUGAGUAUUCAAGUAUAGUAUUCACAUUUCACAUCUUUUGCCACUUAUUUGUUGGUUUUCUUUAGCGUAGCAUAAAUCCACAAGCAAGUAACUCCAUGUUGGGAAAGGUGAAGGCCAAAAGAAUGCACAUUGCCCAGGAAAAAUUAUAAAAUACAGUGUUCUGGGAAAAGAGAAAGGAGAGACUGAACUUUUUCUGGUUACUCCAUAGUCAAUAGCAAAGAAGAAACAACAAACCCGUAGAUUUCUUGCACGGACCACUUCAACCAAACCCAAAAGGAUAAAGUUCAGAACUCUGUUCUUUGUACCAGGGUUUGGUUCGGACCUCUUCUAUGGUAUAAAGAUUAUUAAAACAA
Molecule: messenger RNA, 3584 nt
Organism: Linum trigynum
Lineage: Eukaryota; Viridiplantae; Streptophyta; Magnoliopsida; Malpighiales; Linaceae
Source: the annotation of a GenBank genome assembly